This is a messenger RNA of Mytilus californianus (California mussel), 1461 nucleotides long. RefSeq lists its product as uncharacterized. Bases 65 to 1036 code for a protein of 323 amino acids. The transcript has 3 exons. NCBI's taxonomy places the organism in Eukaryota, Metazoa, Mollusca, Bivalvia, Mytilida, Mytilidae. The record is from RefSeq and is a predicted model, not a curated record.
UUCCCGUAGUCAAAGGAAGAACAUAGUAAGGAGAUGAGAGAAGGAACCAGUGAAAGAUGUAAACAUGAACGAAAAGGAAAAGUUAGGAUGUAGAGAAAUUUUAGAAAAUAUACAGACAGAAGAACUACGUUUACUUACUGAUACAGUUACAAAGAAACUAAUUAAAGUUUCUUCACGAUCAGAGGCAAUAUCAGCCAUAUUGACUUAUUCUCAAUCAUCAUGUGAAUUGUUGAAGAGGAAGAAAAUUAAAAGGGAUCUAUUGUUUAAGUAUUUGGUAGACAAAGGAAUAGUUGUAUCUGUUAGUUCAGACAAAAGGACAAUCAUUGAAAGACUGUUAAAGACAUGGGGAACCAAAAAUAUAACAGCUUUAAUGACGCAUUAUGACGAGGAUAUGCCAUCAAGCUCAUCAUCUGAGAAUUUUUCUGAACCUCAAAGAAAUCAAGUUAUGAUACCACAAGCAAACAAAACAGAAUUAACUACCUUACCAGGGUCAAGUAACCAUAGCAACGCUUGUGCAUCUGCUAGUUCAAAUGCAACUGACCUUCAGCUUUUAGGAGAAACCUUUGCACGAUGGUUUUAUAAAGUUUUAAACAGUCAAAACCCACAUAUGGGGGUGAGUGCAGAAGAAUUUGGGCCAUGUCAUUUCUGGGAUGAAGCUAAAUUGAUGUUAUUAAUAGUGACAGAUGAUCAGUCUACAAAAGAUGAACUUUCAGGAUCACAAUUUGUUUCAGAUAGACUCCUGUUAUUUACUAAGAGUGAAUUUUUGUUAUUUAAUCCAAAUAUUAGCCGUGAUGGAGUAUAUGUUAAGUCUGAGCGCCAUGGAAUGGUAGUUGUAUUAGUUUGUGGAACAAUUCAUAGACAAAAUCAACAUUUAGGUGUGUUUGAUCAAAUGUUUGGAUUGGUGAAAGAUCCUAGAUUUAAUGACAAUUAUAAAAUAAAGCUGACUAAAUUAAAACUUCAUAACAUCAAUGUUGAUCAUGUACCAGCACUAAAGGAUAGACCUGAAAGUGAAAUAAAAGAUUUAAUAGCAGUAUAAUGUUAAACGUAUAAGAAUAUAAAGUUAUAAAUGAAGUUUGUGAUAUAGAAGAGGAACUUUUUUAAAAACAUUGCUGAAAUUUUAAAAGAAAAGUGACUGUUUGUGUUAAAUACCACAUCCACAAAAGAUUCAAAAUAAUAAUGCAGAGUCUUUCAAUUUUUAUUUAAAAAUACAUAAUUUUGUUGUGUAGAAUGUGUUGAUUUUACUAAUGUAUUUGCUUUUUCUGAAAUUUAUCAGUUUUGAAAUGGCAUUAUCACAUAGUUGACUUUUCCAUAUACUAGUAUAUGCAAUGUACAUGUACAUGUAUCAAUGAUUUUAAGAUAUUGCCAUAGAUCAGCUUCAUAUAUCCUCAUUUUUGUGAGAAAUUGCUUGCCAUUGCUGUCAAUUCCAUGGUCUCUGCUAGAGAAUAGAUUAUAUUUCUUGAA